UGUGUGUGUGGGGGGGACGGUGAUGGGAGUAAGAUGGCGGAGCAGCAGCAGCAGCAGCGGCUGAGGGAGAAGCUGGAGCGGCAGGCGCUGGAGGCGAUGCUCGGGACAUACAGUAAGCUACUGGACAAAUCAGACCUACAGGCUGUUUUGGCUGAGAGACUUCAAAGUGAGAAGUGUGAACUUCAGAACAUCAGCCCAACACUGGACAGGGUGCCAGAUGAAACACUGCUGGAGCAAGGUACCCAGAUACAUAUCCAUCAGCAGGUGGAACUCAGGGAACUCUAUCAAAAGCGUGGUCAUCUUGCACAAAGCAUGAUUGAGCUCAACAGUAAACUGCAACAAAAAGACCGAGAGAUUCAAACCAAUGAGGCAAAAAUGGUCGAAUACCAUAAGCGAAUUAAGAAGCUGGAGACAGAAUGUCGUGAACUGAGAAAUAAUCUACAGGAGUUGGAGCGAGCCAAUCACACACUUAAGAAUGAAUACAACACACUGCAGAUCACCUUCAGCACCCUCGAGGAGAGCCUGCAGAAAAUGGCCGAUGAGAACCACGAACUAAUCACACGGUGGAUCACGGAGAAAGCACAGGACACCAACAAGCUGACUGUUGAGAAAGAAAAACACGACAGGCCAUUUAUCCUCCUAGGAAGAAUUGGGACAAUGUCUUCAGUGUCUAUGAACCCAAAACGCACUGAUCUUCCUUUAGCUGAGAAGGUGAAGGUUGUGGCUGCUCUGCAGGGACAUAAAGCUUCUUAUGCCUCGGUUGCAAAGAUAUUCAACAUUUCGAAAAGCCAAGUCGGACGCAUUAGCCAAAACAGAGAAAGGAUUCUAGAGGAAUGGAGACAGAAUGCAAACCCCAACAGGAAGAGGAAAAGAAAGGGGAAGGACAUUGAAGUGGAGGAUGCUCUCUUGCUAUGGUUUCAGCAAGCUAUGGUUGAGGGAGCUCGCAUCUCUGGUCCAAUGCUGAAGAUGAAAGCAAAGGAGUUUGCGGAAGACCUGGGCCACGAUGACUUUGAACCCACAGAUGGAUGGCUCUCCAGGUGGAAGACCAGGAACAACAUUGUUUCUAAGAAAGAUUGCAACGAGAGGCACGACAUGGACUGUUCUGCGACAAAUGGGAGGGGGUCUGAAAUAACCAAUGUGGGUGGCAUGGCCACAGCAACGGAAAUCGCUCGUAAUGUGACUUUAUUUAGAGCAAUCCAGAUGCUGUAUAAAGCCUGUGAAAACAUGCAGAACAAUCCCAUGAACCAUCUUAACAAAGUUGAAUUGAAGAGAGAAACACCCAAGACUGAUGCUUUGCAAUCUGAGGGUGAACUGACCUCUGAUGACAUUUUUGCUUCUUUAAUGACUAAGCAGGACAGGCAGCCAGACGUCAAACAGGAGGAUUUUUGCGCUGUAGCAAAAAGGCCAAGACUGGAGGCUGCAGUGAAGGAAAGCAUGGCUGAUGCUGCAGUAACAGAUUGUAUAUCUGAUCAAUCGAUGUGCACAGCAGCUGCUGUAACCAAUGUAGAAGCGUUGGAAUGCGUCAGCAAACUGGAAAAUUGGUUGCAGCUUCGAGGAGCUGUGGGAAACUGGGAGCAAAUGAGAGAAGUACUGAGAGAAGUUCAGACUGUGGUAAAUUCUGCUAGGUAGACUUACCAUGUUGAUUCUUUUCACUACUGAGCCAGAUAGCAAGCAGUAUGCAUAACAUCCACUCCUCUUAAAGGUGUAACUGAUUAUCCAGUAGUUUUUUAUGAUAGUUACUUGGGAUAUAUUAUUCUACUGAAGAGGAGUGAGUGUUUAAAUUAUGUUGGUUGUGCAAAAAAUUAAUUUAUUUAGAGAUUUUUUUUAUAUUUACAAUAACCAGAACAUUCAGUAGAGUAUAGAAUGUAUAGUAACUGGACUCCAGCAUUCAGUAAAUGAGUCAUUAGACUGAUCAUCUUUAACUAAAAGAUGAAUGGAUUUGAAUUUGUGAAACAGGCAAAUAACUCAGUACAGAAAUUGCAUUGUAUGUAUUAACUUUAAAAUUGCUUGAAUCAAAGGAACGUUUUACUACACAAUUAACAGACUUCCAUUCAAAGAAUGGAAGAACACUGGGUUAUAAGUAUAAAAAUAAACACUAAAAAGAAGUCUGCGACAGGGAAUGAAGUGGCUGUACUACAGUAUACGUGAAUGCUUGAUUCCUGUUUUAGGUCAAUAAAAUUGUACAGAGACCUGAAA
Messenger RNA from Callorhinchus milii (elephant shark), 2196 nucleotides. RefSeq lists its product as uncharacterized. NCBI's taxonomy places the organism in Eukaryota, Metazoa, Chordata, Chondrichthyes, Chimaeriformes, Callorhinchidae. Gene Ontology annotation, cellular component: autophagosome membrane. Gene Ontology annotation, biological process: autophagosome assembly; negative stranded viral RNA replication. Gene Ontology annotation, molecular function: DNA binding. The record is from RefSeq and is a predicted model, not a curated record. Bases 34 to 1629 code for a protein of 531 amino acids. The transcript is spliced from 6 exons.